UCUGCAAAUAUUAUCGUAUAUCGUGGAGCUGGACCGAUAUCGGUGUUUAUAUCGCGGUCGUAAACAAUAGCGAUGUUAUCGAUACACGGUAUCGAUUACGUUCGAGAUGCGGUUCCGCGACGAUGGCGUGAGACUCGUGAUUUCGAGGUUAUGUAGCCGCAAAGCGAUAUUGUUGUAUGGUUUCGUGGAAGAACGUGCCGCGAUGUUCGAGCUGGUUUUUUGGUUAUUUAACGGCACGGUAUAAUUGCGUUGAUAUCGAGUUACUUUAAGGUAGUGUCACGUGUCGUAAUGUGAGCUUGUUCGAUUUGUCAACCGGUCAGUCGGUCUGCGAUAAAAAGCAUUGGAUUUUUCGGAUUCAGUUUUUGCAAUUGUUCCUAUUAUCCUGCGAAAAUGGACGACCAAGCCUGCCCAAGAUGCAAAACCACCAAAUAUCGGAAUCCAUCCUUGAAAAUGAUGGUGAACGUCUGCGGACACACGUUGUGUGAAAGCUGCGUUGACCUGCUGUUCCUUAAAGGUUCCGGCUCGUGUCCAGAGUGCAAGAUUCCUCUGAGAAGAGCAAACUUUCGUGUGCAGUUGUUCGAGGAUGCGAUGGUGGAGAAAGAGGUGAAUAUAAGGAAGAGGGUUCUGCGAGACUUCAACAAGAGGGAAGAGGACUUUGCGACGUUGAGAGAAUACAACGAUUACUUGGAGGAAAUUGAGACCAUAAUAUAUAAUUUAGCAAAUAACAUCGACGUCUUGGAUACGCAUAAAAAGAUCGAACAGUACAAGAAGGACAAUAAAGAACAGAUUACGAAAAGUAAGUCCAAAAUUGGUAGGCACGAAUAUGAACUGGAAGAGAUGAUAGAGCUAGAAAAGCAAAAGGAAGAAGAGAGACGAAUGGAAAUAGUUAAAGAAGAACUGGAAGCUAAGAAGAAGAAGAUUCGUGAGAAGGAGGCGUUGAUAGACGAACUUACGUUCUCCGAAGGAAAUGCUAAGAAUAUCGUGGAAACAUUCGCUUCUGCUAUUCAAGCAUCCAAGAAGGAAUCGAAAGCAGCCGCUCCCAAGGCUACUCAGUUUAGUACAGGAAUCAAAUUUAGCAACCAAGGAAGUCAGAAUUAUAUAUCUGUGCCAAAGAUCGACGAUGGACCUUUAUACUCUUAUACUCCUAUUCGCCAGUCUACAGAAGGGCCCAUACCGCCUGGCUGGAGAGAACUACAAACGCGUGGUUAUGUGGCUCAUGUUCGGGUAGAAUCUUCGGCUGACAGAGCAGGAGGAUUCAAGGCACACGUCGCGUGUUUAAGAGCUUUACAAGAAGCAAUGGCAGGCUUAUAUCACAAUCCUACGCAACGUCAAACAGAAUAUACAAAUGUAUGACCCUGUAGAUUGUUUUAAUGCCACUGAAACUGUGUCUCUAAUUUGGUACAUAUGCUAAUGCAUACAGGUCGGGUCUUGUAACUACCAUUACAUACAAUUCACAACCGCCGACCAAUUGUCAUACAUGCUAAACAUGCCAAGUUAAUUAAACCCGUGUGAUAUAAUCACAAGUACACAGGUGCACGUGCCUUGUAUAUUUAUAUCUAAUUUUAGUAUUAAAUAUUUUAUAUUACAAUUAGAUUACCAUGUGCAAAUUGAGCGACUGCAGUACCUGGCAACUCAAUGAAUAUGCAUAAGAAAUAUGAUUUUCUUCGUUUUAACGGAAAAUAAAAUUAAUUUUGUUAAACAUAGCGAUAUAUGUUCAUAAUCCUUAUCCUGUAUGUGUUCUCUUAUCUUUAGAAUGAUUGUAACAUUAAAUAUUUAUAAGUUAGAUUAUAGUUUCAAUAUUUACAAGUUUUGUUACAAUGAAAUCGUAAUAUCAUUAAUAAAUUUGAUCUUCAAUAACA
Messenger RNA from Megalopta genalis, 1859 nucleotides. It is a transcript of the gene Mat1, whose product is annotated as CDK-activating kinase assembly factor. Gene Ontology annotation, molecular function: cyclin-dependent protein serine/threonine kinase activator activity. NCBI's taxonomy places the organism in Eukaryota, Metazoa, Arthropoda, Insecta, Hymenoptera, Halictidae. Gene Ontology annotation, cellular component: transcription factor TFIIH holo complex. Gene Ontology annotation, biological process: nucleotide-excision repair; positive regulation of cyclin-dependent protein serine/threonine kinase activity; regulation of transcription by RNA polymerase II. The record is from RefSeq and is a predicted model, not a curated record.